AUGGCCAAGCUCACUUUGCUUACUGGUCUGGUUCUCCUGCUGAACGCCCAGAUAGGCACUGCCUAUGUGCUGUCAUGUUACUUCACCAACUGGGCCCAGUAUAGGCCUGGCCUGGGAAAAUUCAUGCCUGACAACAUCGACCCGUGCCUGUGCAACCAUCUGAUCUACGCCUUUGCUGGGAUGUCCAACAAUGAGAUCACAACUUACGAAUGGAACGACGAGAUCCUUUACAAAUCCUUCAAUGGCUUGAAGAACCAGAACAGAAAUCUGAAGACUCUGCUGUCUAUCGGAGGAUGGAAUUUCGGGACAGACAAGUUCUCCACAAUGGUUUCCACUCCCGAGAACCGCCAGACCUUCAUCAAGUCCGUCAUCAAAUUCCUGCGCCAGUAUCAAUUUGAUGGGCUGGACAUUGACUGGGAAUACCCUGGGUCCAGGGGCAGCCCACCCCAGGACAAGACUCUCUUUACCGUCCUGGUUAAGGAAAUGUUGGCAGCCUUUGAGCAGGAAGCCAAACAGGUCAGCAAGCCCCGUCUCAUGGUCACUGCAGCUGUUGCUGCAGGACUUUCCAACAUUCAGGCUGGCUACCAGAUUCCUGAGCUUGGAAAGUACUUGGACUACAUCCAUGUGAUGACUUAUGACUUCUAUGGCUCCUGGGAUGGACAGACUGGGGAGAACAGCCCUCUGUACAGUGGCAGUAACAGCUACCUCAGUGUUGAAUAUGCUAUGAACUAUUGGAAGAAUAAUGGUGCUCCAGCUGAGAAGCUCCUUGUUGGAUUCCCAACCUAUGGACAUAACUUCUACCUCCAAAACCCAUCUGACACUGCUAUUGGGGCACCAACAUCAGGACCUGGGCCAGCUGGACCUUACACAAAGCAGGCUGGAUUCUUGGCUUACUAUGAGAUCUGCAUGUUCCUGGACUCUGGAGCCACCCAGGCUUGGGAUGUCCCCCAGGACGUGCCCUAUGCCUACAAGGGCAAUGAAUGGGUUGGCUACGACAACAUCAAGAGCUUCAACAUCAAGGUUGACUGGCUGAAGAACAAUUUUGGAGGUGCUGUGGUUUGGGCCCUUGAUCUGGAUGACUUCACUGGCACUUUCUGCAAGGAAGGCAAAUAUCCCCUGAUCACCACUCUGAAGAACGGUCUUGGUCUGCAAAAUGGCGACUAUGUGCCUCCAACUCAGCCCAGUUCUCCAGUCACUGAAGCUCCUGGUAAUACAGCUGGAAGUGGGAGUCAGGGCUCUGGUGUUAGUGACUUCUGUGCUGGCAAGGCCAAUGGCAUCUAUGCAGAUGCAACCAACAAGAACAUCUUCUACAACUGCGCUAAUGGCAAAACCUUUGUGCAGAGCUGCAAUGACGGUCUCAUCUUUGAUACCAGCUGCUCCUGCUGCAACUGGCCAUGAAGAUACCAAUGCUAUUACAGCAAACAGACCCAU
Gymnogyps californianus (California condor) is the source of this 1431-nucleotide messenger RNA. RefSeq names its product acidic mammalian chitinase-like. NCBI's taxonomy places the organism in Eukaryota, Metazoa, Chordata, Aves, Accipitriformes, Cathartidae. Gene Ontology annotation, cellular component: extracellular region. Bases 1 to 1398 code for a protein of 465 amino acids. Gene Ontology annotation, biological process: carbohydrate metabolic process; chitin catabolic process. Gene Ontology annotation, molecular function: chitin binding; chitinase activity. The transcript has 11 exons. The record is from RefSeq and is a predicted model, not a curated record.